AUGUCAGAGGCGCCGUCAGAAAACAUUCCGGCAUUGGGACCUGGCCAACUUGAGCAAUCCAAAACAUCUCGCGAGACAUCUCCGGCGCGCAAUUCUCGCAGUGUGUCCAGCAUCCCUCAACUUUCGCGGUCGCGCAAGGGAAGCCAGGAAUUUAGUCCGACACGGAACAGUGGUUCAGCCGGAUACCUAUCAACUGUGCCUUCAGCGGCUGCUGUCCAGCGAGCCCUGUCUGCGCAGAGGCCUAAUUUACCACCUCCUAGUGUUGAUUCGGUGCUCGAGGGCGGACGUCCCUCUGAACGACAAAUGAAAGCAGGUCAAACCCCGCCGUCAUGGCCCACGUCGCCCCGACUGAAGUCCCCGCCGCCUUCGAAGACUGGCACAAGGCCCCCGUCAACGAAACGUAGUGAUUCAGACCAGACGCCAUCAAAUACUUCGCUGAAAAGAUUGGCACCUGUCUCUCACCCUGACCAAGCCGCCGCCAUGCAGAUACCUGACACUCACGAACCAAAUGGCACUCAUUCCAGCUCGAGAGUAUCAGGUCGAGGACCAAGUACUACCCUUGAGACGGUGGCGGAAAACAGCGCCCCCACGACACCUGCAAUCGGUCCGAUUUCGACUUCAUCGUUGGAGCCAAAGGUGGAGGUCGCAUCUCUUGACCAGAGACCUGAGCCGCGAGCUGAUCCACCAGUCGUUAGAGAUGGUGAAGGUAGUGGUGGGGAUGGCCCUUCGAAAGUCACUGUCGCCAAAACAGAAAGCGGUCGGAGGUCAAGGGCUCCAAGCAGUUCCCGACCGGCUUCAGAUUUAGCAAAGCGCUCCUUCACCAGCCUCACAGGCGCCAAACCUAAACCUACUGGCGACCCCCCACGGACCAUGACCGUUGAGACGGAGACUGUUACGUCCAUGCCUCAAUUGCUGGGCCCGGACCGAGGUGCUUCGGGCAGGGAUGGUAACGGUAGUGUAAGGACCAAACCGAGCACCGAAACCAUCCGGCCGAAAAAGGAGAAGAAGAAAUCUCGCAAGGCUCCUUCGCUUCAUGCUGGCACAGUCACUUCCAAAGCCGACCUGUUCGAGGCCAAGGUCGCUAGUGCGGUGGAUGAAGCUGAUUCCUCCGAUUCAGAUGAGACUUUCGUUUACGAGUCGAACCCACCAGACAACAGGCCCUCACGGCAUCAUUCUCGAACACCCAGUGCCACAUCUCUGGCCAGCCAAGAACAAUUUGGGAACCGCAAUAAACACGGUCUCCGUACCGGCAGUCAAGCGAUAACUGGGAAGAAGAGCAUGAAGUUUUCGAGCAGCACCUACAACAAUCUCCUGGAUGGUGAGUCUGGGCCAGAAGGACGGGGAAGCCAACGUAACUCGAGUUCAACGCCCCGUCAUCACCACAUCAGUCGGCAUGGACGGCCCCACCACACCUCCAUCCUGGAUACGGAGUCACCUUUCACUCAGGCAAACAAGACAAAUCCCUCCCGCUCGACGACCAACAAUCCCUCGCGAUUUUCUCGACCAAAUAGCCCCCGGACCUCCAAUGGACGGGUGCCAGGCAUCUUGCGCAAAGGCGAACCCUUUGAUUCCUAUGAGGAUGCCGUCGCUGACGACGAGAGGGCACCACUACUUGGAUCGGUCCGCAUUAACCGAACGCGACACAGCCGUCGCCCGCAUAGCUCCAGUCUCCGGCACUUCGAAUACAACGAUGUCCCUGACCGGAGUUGGUGUGGCGGAUAUAGCGGUUGUAUUCUGCUGGGUCUUGUUAUUCUCUUGGUCUGUGUUGGCAUCACCACGUUUGUGAUGGCCCUCAAUCGGCCGCUCAUGGAUGUUUCCAUCAAGCAUAUUCAGAAUGUGCUUGCAUCGGAGCAGGAGCUCAUGCUCGAUCUGGACGUGUUGGCUAUCAACACGAAUCUUUUCCCGAUCUCGGUAAAUGACCUGGAUGUUAACAUCUUUGCCGAGAGCCCUUAUGUGGGCACCACCUCCAAUUGGGACUUGCCUGGCCAGAGAAGAGCGCUCCGAUGGGUUCAGCGAGAGCAGCCAGAUACCCAGGGUUUCGACUGGCCGCCGUGGCAUUCGGACGAUGGAGUGGACGAAGGGACCGAUCCAAUUGACGACCCUGAGUCAGGCACACAGAAAAUGCUGCUGGGAAGGGUUCUCGUCUUCGAUUCACCGUUAGUCUUUGAUGCGUCUCCCGUUCGACACAGCCACACUUCGUCGGUUGGUGAGAUUCGACUUGCGAGACCCGGCAACAAGACUGAAGUCGGGGGCAGUGCACGUUGGGAGAGAGUGCUUCAACACCCCUUUGAUCUUAUUGUUAGAGGCGUCAUCAAGUACCAGCUUCCUUUGAGCUCCAAAACCAGAUCCGCCAAGAUUGGCAGUCGAGUUAAGGUGUUACCCAACGACGACAAAUCUGGAGAUGACUCGGACGGGUCUCCAACCAAACCAAAGGCUUAA
This is a messenger RNA of Fonsecaea nubica, 2439 nucleotides long. RefSeq lists its product as hypothetical. The coding region runs from base 1 to 2439 and encodes 812 amino acids. The transcript has a single exon. The record is from RefSeq and is a predicted model, not a curated record. Gene Ontology annotation, biological process: protein localization to vacuolar membrane; positive regulation of phosphatidylinositol biosynthetic process; vacuole inheritance. Gene Ontology annotation, cellular component: fungal-type vacuole membrane; PAS complex. Lineage: Eukaryota; Fungi; Ascomycota; Eurotiomycetes; Chaetothyriales; Herpotrichiellaceae.